Messenger RNA from Neurospora tetraspora, 1419 nucleotides. RefSeq lists its product as uncharacterized. The coding region runs from base 1 to 1419 and encodes 472 amino acids. Gene Ontology annotation, molecular function: zinc ion binding; nucleic acid binding. The record is from RefSeq and is a predicted model, not a curated record. Lineage: Eukaryota; Fungi; Ascomycota; Sordariomycetes; Sordariales; Sordariaceae. The transcript is spliced from 3 exons.
AUGUCAUUCAUCAACUUCAACGCCGACGACGGUAGCGAUCACCCCUCUCACUCCGGCAGCAACGACAACGACACCGACAACGGUCUGUCCAGCUCCGCCGCGGCACUUGAUCGUGCUGCUCUGGUCAAGGUCGACCUCACUCGCGGCAUCGAGCACUUUCUGGGUAGUCUCAACAACGACGAGAGACCUCGUUUCGUUCCCCGCGACUACCUCGUCACCGCUAGCGAGAUCGCCGGCGAGCCCGCCUUCCAAUCCAUCGUCGACCCCCUCGGUCGUAUCUUUCUCUCCGUCCUCGAGGACAACCGUGUCGCCCGCCGUAUCGCCGACGACCGUCAAGCCGACUUCGAUACUCUCAAUCUCGAACACAUCGCACUCAAGCAGGAACUCGAGGACCCUAGAGCAACCAUGUCCGCGGCCCCUACCGGUAUCGUAGCUGGCGCCCCUCUGCCCAGACGUAUUAUCGAGGACCCUCCCGCGUUUGAUGGCAAGGAGAAGGAUCCCGCUCGCCGCUGCGAGACUUUCCGUGCUUGGAAGUUCCGUAUUGUCACUGCCUGGCGCGUCGACGCCCCCCAUUAUCAGGCCGAGGAUGUUAAGAUCCUUCGUGCCGCCAUACUGCUGGGCCCGGAACUUCUCUCUAGCGUCCAGGCGGACCUCGACGCUAUGAUGAUAGAACCCGACAAGGACAAAUGGCGCUGGAAGACCGGCGUCGACUUUAUGAAGCACCUUAGCGAUCGCUUCGACAACGUCGACCUAAAGCUCGACGCCUCUCGUCGCCUGGCGGAUCUAUAUCAGAAGAACAUGCCGUUCUCUGAAUUCGAGGUCGAGCUGACCAAGCUCAUGGACCGAUGCAACCUCGACCCCGCCAUGAAGGUUCACCACCUUCGUAAUAAGAUCAACAAGCGUCUUCGCGACGCCCUGUGGCUUGACCUUUGCCGUCUCGUGGCCCGCAACCUCGAUGACGCCGACCAUCGCAACAAGUUGGCCAAUCACUUCUACAAAGCAGACACCAACAGCAACACCGGUGGUGGCGGCGGCAACAGUAGCAACCCCGACGAACGCCCUGUCAGCCAAGGUGGCAACCAGAUGGACCUUGACGCUGUCGGCCUUGCCGGCAUCAUUCACCAGGAGGUCCUCGACCAGCGUCAGCGUGACGGCCAGUGCCGCCGUUGCGGUCAGCCCGGCCACAUCGCUCGUGGCUGUAUCAACUCAGUCAACUAUGGUUCUAAGGGCCGCCAGGACGGAAAGGAGUCCAGAAAGAAGAACCGUGGUGGUCGCGGAGGUGGUCGUGGUGGUCGCGGAGGUAAUCGCGGAGGCAGCAACACCAGUGGCCAGCAGGCCGAGGUCCGCGCCGCCGACGCCGCUCCUGCUGCUGCAGCCGCCGCUGGCGACGAGUACUACAACGAGCCGGGAAACGCUUAG